AUGGACGAUGACGUUCGUACAAAAGUCUUGCAUUUUCACAACGGACUCCGCUAUGCACUUGUUCAAGGAACAUCACCUGGCUAUGAAGGCAAAGACCUUCCACCUGCGAAAAGUCUGUACAAAAUGAGAUGGAGCUGUGCCCUCGAAGAAAAAGCGCUGAAGUUGACCAAAAACUGUUCUCAUUCCGUGAGCGAGUCGCUGGAUAAUGGGCAAAUGUUCACUAUACCAACGAUGGAGAGUACAUUUCCAAAGAAGGUAAAAAUGCUGUCAUUCAUGAUGCGAUGUAUCGGUGGACCUUGCCAGCCCAGUAUUACUUCAUGA
Molecule: messenger RNA, 321 nt
Organism: Ostertagia ostertagi
Lineage: Eukaryota; Metazoa; Nematoda; Chromadorea; Rhabditida; Trichostrongylidae
Source: the annotation of a GenBank genome assembly